AUGAUGAUGGAGUCCAGUAUCAACAGCGCAACAAUCUUACCACCCUACGAAGAAGAAUUCGAACCGGUUGAUAAUCUUCAUUGGUCUCCAGAAACAGCAAACAGUAUUUAUUUGUUUUGGAUACACCAGCUUCAAGCAUCGAAUUGUUCAACUUAUCCAAAUGUAACAGACGCAAAUUUUGAUAAAGACUGCAAUGGAAAUGUAGUCAUUACAUGUAGUAAAGGUUUUCAGAUGGAACAAGGGCUGGAAUGUGUUGAGGAAGAAUGGAGUUAUCAAAACCCAAUAUGUAAACGAACAGAAUGUAGUUACAAGUAUUCAAAUGAAACAGAUGUCCAUCCGAUAGAAAUUGAUUACGAAAUGGCAUCUGAUCAGGCGCAAUGUGAUGAUAAUUGUAAGUUUACUGCUGGGUGUGCCGUUUCAUUUUUCGACCCGGACUCUUAUUGUCAUCUUUACACAGCACCGCUCAUCUUUAUGUCAUAUAAUACAGAUUUAAACCAAUGUAUUGAAAAGUGUAAGGAGAGGAGUGACUGUGUAACAGUGAGCAGUCGGAUAUCUGAUACACAAUCAUGUUAUUUAUUGAACGUUACCCAGGCUGAGAUACCUGGUGACUGGAAAGGUGACAAUUCGAUGGGAAAAUGUACCGUAGUAGAAAAAAUAUGUUAA
Messenger RNA from Lottia gigantea (owl limpet), 663 nucleotides. RefSeq lists its product as hypothetical. The record is from RefSeq and is a predicted model, not a curated record. The transcript is spliced from 3 exons. The coding region runs from base 1 to 663 and encodes 220 amino acids. Lineage: Eukaryota; Metazoa; Mollusca; Gastropoda; Lottiidae.